AUGUCGCCCACAUCGAACUUGCUGGAAUGCGAAACUCUACUUGAACCUGACCAACACUAUCCCCUGUACAUCGCUGCCAAGAAAUAUUGGCUACCGGAAUUUGAAGCUCACUGGGACGACGAGGAAGCAGUCACACUUGUUUUGCUUCAUUCGACCAGCUUUCAUAAAGAGACUUGGCAGCCUACCCUGGAACGUAUCUUCCAGUGUUCUUCAGCUUAUUCCAGAAAUUCAUCAAGACCGUUGAAGAUCAAAUGCGCAUGGGCAAUUGACUGCCCAAACCAUGGUGUAUCUGCUGCUUUCAAUGAUGACGCACUUCGUCAGGCACCUUUCUACCGCAACUUCGGGUGCCGCAGAUAUGCAGAUGCUGUCCAUAGAUUUAUGUCUGCUGGACCAAAGUUCAGACCCAUGUUUGACUUCAGAAGCCAGCGUCUUGUCGGAAUAGGUCAUUCUCUUGGUGGGGUUGCUAUGACCAUAUUGCAGAACCUUGAACCGGCCUUCAAAUUUUCAUCUGUCAUCCUCGUGGAACCCAUGCUCAGUCCAAAUGCAGAGGCAGUGGAGCCAUUACGCCGGUUUCUUAUCAAAAAUGCAUACGAACGAAGAGACGUUUGGCCUUCUCGAGAAUACGCGUACCAGAACCUGAAAUCAAGAAGGCGAUGUAAACGCUGGGACCCACGUAUCCUAGAUUUGUAUAUUAAAUUUGGACUCCGGACUCACCCAGGUGCGCAUCACCUGCAAGCACCCUACGAUGGUGUCAGCUUAGCAUGCUCACGUGAUGAAGAGGUGCUCCAUUUCCAGACGAUGUACAGAGAACCAGACGGUGCAACCAAACCAGUGCAGGACUUGGACAAAAUUUGCCCACGCAUUCCUGUUAGCAUCGUGUUUGGAAGCGACAAUGAGUACAUACCCCGCGCAGUGCAGAAUGCCCUGAUUGAUCCGGCUUCUGGCAGGCGUUUUUCCUCUAUCACACGGAUCGACGGAGCAGGACACCUGGUGCCUCAGCAUGCACCUAAUCAACUCGGAGAACAGAUAUUCGAUAUUUUGUCCACUUCUCUCACAUUAUUUUCUAAGCUAUAAUUUAUCACUAUCUACGUUCAUUGGACACAGUUGGCUGUCGAUGACACAGACACUCGGACAGCUUCCAGUCUUGCCCAUUCGCCCAUCGGGCUACCAUCCUCACCGACGAUACCUCUCCACUGUAGUAGCCUGCCUGUCAAGGUAUCCCAUUUCACGAACUUUUCGUCAAGCGUCAUACUGGCUUGCCAUAAGUCCUCGACGAUACCACCCCACGCACGCAGGGGAUCAGGUACUGGUGGUUGGAUAUGCAACCCAUGACCGUGGUAUGGCGGCUUAGAAGGGAUGGCAGGUCCGUUGACAGAACUAGAUUUACUGAAAUCUAUGCAAGGCUCCAGCUGUUCGAGAAUGUUGAUUGCGGUCAUGAAAACAUGCGACAGA
Molecule: messenger RNA, 1452 nt
Organism: Suillus subaureus
Lineage: Eukaryota; Fungi; Basidiomycota; Agaricomycetes; Boletales; Suillaceae
Product: Alpha/beta hydrolase fold-1
Exons: 7
Coding region: 1-1074 (357 amino acids)
Source: RefSeq, a predicted model, not a curated record